Molecule: messenger RNA, 2652 nt
Organism: Esox lucius (northern pike)
Lineage: Eukaryota; Metazoa; Chordata; Actinopteri; Esociformes; Esocidae
Gene: igf3
Product: insulin-like growth factor 3
Exons: 4
Coding region: 1045-1536 (163 amino acids)
Cellular component (GO): extracellular region
Molecular function (GO): hormone activity
Source: RefSeq, a predicted model, not a curated record
GGCUAUCUGUUUACCCUUUUUCCUAGACAGUAUGCAGUAAUGACGAAGGUACAGUACAGUGUUGUCAGUUUAGUAUUUGUAUGGCUGCCCACAAGCUAUGAAGUCAAUAUUUCUGUCCCUGCAAACAAUGUGUUAUGUUGUGUCCCAGGUUGUCAUUUGAUGGUGGAGAUUGGGAUUUACAACACUAGUGGUAUACUACAAAGGAGGUCCAAUGAAUUAAUGAGCUUCGAUAAACUUUCAGAAACCAGAUUCUCUGCUUCAGUAAGUCAGCUCAAUUUUGCUGUGUUUUUGGUUGAUUCAACUUACCAUGCCCCUCUAGUUUGUUUCAAUUGUUUUUAUUCCAGUACAUUAUGAGUUGGCAGGUUAACUGCUUAACAUGCUAGCCUGCUUUCUAUUAUACCCCUCAGGAAGUGUUGUAACAUUUCAAGAACCAUGUUGAUAUGUGACAAUCCUGAGAUGCACAGUUUAAAGGCAGAUAAAGAGGAACUUCCAUAUCCAAAAUGAUGGCAGUGAGGAAUAUAAAUGAAAAGGAAAUGUUAUGAAAGCCUAUUUCCUCUCUUUGUAACCCUGAUUUGGCCCUUAAGGCCAGCACCUUCUAUUGGACUUUUAAUCAACUUAGGUAGGGCAGUUAGUGUUUCUUAAGUUCAGGUAGUACCUUUUCAAAGCAUUUGAAACAGAGGAGAGCCAAUUAACGAAUAGUGUAAAAUUGGUGUCUAUAAUAAUCUAAAUUAUGCUGUACACUGGCCAUCGUCAUCCUAUGGUACAAUAUUUGACAGCCUGUAAUACCUUUUCUAUUUCCCUUGUCCCAGAUCCGUUGGUGCUUUUAUUUGUCAUGACAAUAACAGAUAGGGAGUUGGCAUGACAGACAUUGGUUAUUGAUGUGAACUCCAAAUUCAGUGGAAUGUGCCAUUUCCCCUUCAGCCAGCAAGGCAUUUUAUGGAGGGAGGGAACUACUGAGCUCCAGGUCCUUCCCUCUUUUUGGUUGUUGGUAUAAGAAGGCAGCCCCAAGGCCUUACUGCCUCUAAGCCUAAACAGACACUCAGGAUGCACAGUAAACCCUCACUACGCCGGUCGUCUGCAAGUGGAUGCACCCUGAAGUGCUGCUGGAGCGCCUGUGUCCUGUACUCUAUCCUGUGCCUGGCAGCUCAACCGGAGCAUGCAGAGGCCAGAGCACGCUGUGGAUCGGAACUUGUGGCCCACUUAGAGUUUGUUUGUGGAGACCGAGGUAUUUAUCGAGCACCGAACGGGCUUCGGUACAACCAAGGGAAUAGUCCUCGUCUUAGAGGAAGUGGGACUAGGGUCAAAGGAAAGGGGAUUGUGGAACAAUGUUGCUUGAAGCCCUGUGACCUGCAGCAUUUGGAAAGCUACUGCGCAAAGCCAAAGAGGAGCAGGCGACGUGCUCCUCUCACACCUCAGCAAGUUAAAGAGGAGCAAUAUAAGGCUGUUUUCCGGAAGAGAAUAAUGAAUCUUGAGUCAAGUCAAGAAAGGCAAAAUAAUAGCAAGAUGCAUCAUGAACACCGUAGAGACUUCAUAUAGUCAGUGCUGAGAGUGAAAAAGAGUGAAAACACCAAACAAGGACUCCUCUGAACUCAAGGAAUCCAUUUGCUUUUAUUACUUAUUUCUUUAGCCCUUACCAGGUAAGUUGAACAGUACAAACAUCAUGCCCUUUGAUCUUUUUGAGACACCAUCUCUUAAGAAAAUGAGAUGAACACUGAAAGUGCCAUCAUUUUGGUGAAAAAGUGGGCCAGUACACCCAAUGCACUUUAAAAACAAAGAAUUAAGACAAUGAUUUACAGUAGUUCUGUUUACCGUAUGAGGUUUUCUAUGUUCAACAUUUAUAUUUUUGCUAUGUAAUACAUCAUUCACUGAGAGAAUGUCCUGUAUUUUGUCUUCAGUUGAAUAUAAUGUAAUGUACACUGGCUUCAAGUCUUCUUCUUGCAUUCCGACAACAGCAAUUAUGUUAAUACAAUAUAAAUAAAAGUGGAAGUUUGUUUCAAAAACCUAUUAAUGUACAGUAGAUUCCAAAAAAGUUAUUAUUUUGUAUUCUUUGGUAUUUACAAAAAAUUCUGUUUUUAAUGCAAUCCAACCAAUCAGUAACUGCAAUUUUUUUGGGGAAAAAUUAGAAAUAUCAGGUAAUGUACGCUGUAUGUAUAUAAGGACUACCAUUAUUUUCUUACUGUUAUAUAUAUAUAUAUUUAAUUAUUUAUUCAAUUUUUUGAUAACCUUUGUAAGAGUAGCAGCACAAGCACUGGACUCCGAUCUAAAUGACAUGUGCUAUUGAUUGAAUAUGUGUAUUUCAUUUGCGUCUUAUAUUGCUUUACCUUUUCUUCUGUACGAUAUGUACUUCAUGUACAGGCCUCUUCUGUUAAUAGGGGCUCUGUUAAUUAAAACUUUCAUUGCAGUAUAUAUCCAGUUUUGUUCAUUAACUCACAGAAAAGUCUUCUAUUAACACCUACAACUACUACUUGUUUAUCCCUCCUCACGAGUACACUUUAACUUUUCAGAGUUAGAAUCGUGUUGGUAUAAGAGUAUUAUUAAGCAAAUACAUUUUGUAAACUGUGCUAUGGCAUGUUUACAUUACUCCCUGCCUUGGUAUUGCUGCUACUGUACUGUACAGUAAAUACUGUUAGUGUUUACUGUUGGCAUGCCUCA